AUGCCGUCGACCAAGCGCGCCAUUCGCAUAGCCGGCUCGUCUGGCGGCUUCUCAGACCGCCAGCGCGCCAUUGGGGACCUCGCUCGCAACUGUGAUAUUGACUGCAUCAUUGGUGACUGGCUCUCCGAGUGUACCAUGACGCUGCAUGGCGCUCAAAAGCAGGAGAACGAGCGGCUGCGAAAAGCCGGCAAGUUGGCGCAAGAGCCUGUGGGACUCUUCGACCCCACCUUCAUGGAGAACCUGAGCCCUGCGCUGCCGUUCCUGAGGAGCAAGAACAUCAAGGUUGCCGUGAAUGCCGGUGCGAGCGAUACCGAGCUGCUGGCGGGAGUGGUCGAGGCUGAGGUGAGGAAGCAGGGGCUUGAUCUCAAGGUCGGGUGGAUCAACGGCGAUGAGGUGACGGAGACGGUGAGGCGGAUGUGGCAGGACGGCGAGACCUUCACGAGCCUCAUGACGGGGGAACCACUCAAAGACUGGGGCCACAUGGACGAUUUUGUGGCCGCGCAGUCAGUCUCCUUAUGCUAUCUCGGGGGCGCAGGCAUCGCCGAGGCUCUCCGUCAGGGCUGCGAUAUCGUCAUUGCUGGCCGCGUGGCCGACGCUGCCCCAACGAUCGGGGCCUCCAUGUGGUGGCACGGUUGGGACCGUGAGCGCGAUCUCGACCAGAUCGCCGGUUCUCUCGUGUGUGGACAUCUCAUCGAAUGCUCCGCAUACGUCACAGGCGGCUACUACUCUGGCUUCAAGCAGUUGAUGGAUGGCUGCGAGAACCUUGGCUUUCCCAUUGCCGAAGUUGACUCGGACGGUUCAUGUAUCAUCACCAAGGAGGAGGGCACUGGUGGCGAGGUCUCGGUCGGCACCGUGUCGUCGCAGCUGUUAUACGAGAUCCAGGGACCGCUGUACUACGGCUCUGAUGUCACGGCCAACCUCGAAGGUGUCGUCAUGACGCAGGUAGGCAAGGACCGCGUUCAGGUCACUGGUGUCAAGGGUCUUGCCGCGCCUUCGACGACAAAGGUCGGCCUCACGGCAUGGGGCGGCUACCAGGCCGAGUUUCACUACUACCUCGUCGGCUUGGACCUCGAGGAGAAGGCCGAAUGGACGGAGCGACAGAUCCGCUACUCGAUUGGCGAUGCCGUCAAAGAUCUCACGUGCCUUAAAUUCAGUCUAAACGGGUACUGCCCGGAGAAUCCGCGCAAUCAGGAGAUCGCCACGGUCGACAUGCGCAUUUUUGUGCAGACGAAAAAGAGGGAACUCGUUGAUAAGUUCACACUAGACGUCCCCGGCCUCAACCGAUGGUGCAUGGAAAACUUCCUUCAGUCUUGCCCUGGCGCGUCCUUGCACAACGACCAGCGCCAGUCAGAAGGCAAACCGUACUGGGAGUACUACGUCACCCUGCUGCCGCAAUCGGCAGUAAAGCACCGCGUCGAGCUUCCGUGGGCCGGCCGCGGCAUCGACAUUCCGGUUCAGCAGAACGUUCGCACCGACUAUCCUCGCGACCAAAAGUCAUACGAGACGCGCGACCCCGUCGAUCUCGCGGCAUUCGGUCCCACGACGAGGAAUCUGGAGGAUAUUGUGAGAGAUCUUGGGUUGAGGGUUUAG
Verticillium alfalfae VaMs.102 is the source of this 1590-nucleotide messenger RNA. RefSeq lists its product as hypothetical. The record is from RefSeq and is a predicted model, not a curated record. Bases 1 to 1590 code for a protein of 529 amino acids. Lineage: Eukaryota; Fungi; Ascomycota; Sordariomycetes; Glomerellales; Plectosphaerellaceae. The transcript has 4 exons.